Messenger RNA from Lineus longissimus, 3817 nucleotides. RefSeq names its product nucleolar RNA helicase 2-like. NCBI's taxonomy places the organism in Eukaryota, Metazoa, Nemertea, Pilidiophora, Heteronemertea, Lineidae. The record is from RefSeq and is a predicted model, not a curated record. Gene Ontology annotation, molecular function: helicase activity; RNA binding; ATP binding. Bases 110 to 2182 code for a protein of 690 amino acids. The transcript is spliced from 12 exons.
AUCUUCCAAAGUGGAGGUACGAAAAGUCCGCACGUGCAUUUCCAUUUUGUGAAUUUCCUAAAAUUUUGAUUGAAUAAAACCUGAAAAAUAGAAGUUAUAUGAGCUACUUAUGCCAAGUCGCGUAGAAGAAAAGAAGGAGAAAAAGUCCAAGAUGGAAGGGAAAUUAGGGAAAAAGGAUAAGAAGAAGAAUGGGAAGAAAGAUAAGGAUGAGAAAACCAGCAAACGAAAGUCUGCAGGCAGUGAUGACGAGUAUGCCGAACCACCAAAGCCAAAGAGAGUCAAGAAAACAGAGAAGAUUGAUAUGGAUGAUGCCGACAUUGACCCAGAAGAUCAGAAAAUUGAUGGCGCGUUUGAGAAGUUCAAAUUAUCAGAACCUGUCAUUGAGCGACUAAAAGUUAAAGGCAUCCAGUAUCUUUUCCCUAUUCAAUCAAAGACCUUUGACCAUGUGUUAGCUGGACAGGACAUGAUUGCACAAGCGAGAACUGGAAGUGGAAAGACAUUAUCAUUUGUACUCCCAUUGGUUGAGUUACUACGGAAGGAGACAUGUAAAAGGGGACAGCCGCCGAAAGCUUUGGCCCUGGCACCCACUAGAGAGUUGUCAAAGCAAGUUCACGAUGACUUUGAAGCUAUUGCUGGUAAAGAUCUCGCUGUGACGUGCAUAUACGGUGGCACAUCAUACAUACCGCAAGAGACUGCCAUUCGGAAUGGUCUAGAUGUCGUCAUAGGGACCCCUGGGAGAAUACUUGAUUACGUGAGAAAGGGCACUCUUGACUUCUCAAAGCUGCAAUAUGUCAUCCUUGAUGAAGUCGACCAAAUGUUGGACAUGGGUUUUGCUGAUAAUGUGGAGGAAAUCCUUAAAUCUGCUUACAACCGAGAAUCCCAGAAGAAUCCUCAGACCUUGUUAUUCUCAGCGACCGUGCCCAAGUGGGUAAAUGAAGUUGCCAUGAAAUAUAUGAGUGACGAUUUAGUCCGGGUUGACAUGGUCGGUCGCGAUCGAAUGAAAACUUCUACCACCGUCAAACAUUAUGCCAUCAAAUGCAGCUAUCAAGACAGAGGAUCAACUAUCGGAGACAUCGUUCAGGUGUACAGUGGGAGUCAUGGCCGAGCCAUGGUGUUCUGUCAGACGAAGAAAGAUGCUGAUGAACUUGCAUGCGGAACUGCUAUCAAACAGGACACACAUGUGUUACACGGAGACAUUCCACAACCAAAACGAGAAAUUGUAUUGAAGAAAUUCCGUGAAGGUAAAUACCGCUGCCUGGUAACUACAGAUGUCGCCGCACGUGGUCUUGACAUUCCAGAGGUUGACUUGGUUAUUCAGUGUGCACCACCAAAGGACGUUGACUCGUACAUUCACAGAGCCGGUCGAACUGGUCGGGCUGGAAGAGAAGGGAUCUGUGUUUGCUUCUAUAAACCUAGGGAAGAUAAUGCCCUCUAUUGGGUCGAACAGAAAGCGGGUAUCAAGUUCAAAAGAAUAGGAGCCCCGACAAUGGCAGAUAUUAUAAAAUCGGCUUCAGAUGAUGCCGCACGGUCACUGGACUCUGUACCACCGGCUACGUUAGAACAUUUCAAAGGGGCUGCGGAGCGAGUGAUAGAGGAUCGAGGUGCUGUCAAUGCACUGUCGGCUGCUUUAGCACUUAUUUCAGGGAGCACGGAUAUCAAGACGAGGUCGAUUUUGACUUCACAAGAGGGUUAUACUACUUAUCUAUUCACAACAAAUAUUGUGAUGAACACGAUAGGCUACUGUUGGCGGUCGUUAGAGCGGUCUAUACCGAUGGAAGUCAAGGAGAAGAUAAAAGGAAUGAGGUUUACCAAAGAUAGAAUGGGCUGUGCAUUUGACCUGCCAUCAGAACACAACAACGUCAUAGAAGACCGCUGGGUCGAUGGGAAAUUCGAUAACCUGACAAAGGCCACUGAACUGCCUGAGUUACUAGAUGAGGGUUACCAAGGAGGGGGCGGUUAUGGUGGUGGUUACGGAGGAGGGAAUUUCGGCCGAGGUGGAGGCGGUGGUUAUGGAGGUGGGCGAAGUGGCUAUGGAGGCGGGGGAGGAUAUAACAAAAGUCGUGGUUACAACGAUAACUCGUGGGGGAAGAGUAAUGGAGAUUCGCGGAAUAGUGGUGGAUUUCGACGGGGAGGAGGUGGUGGGGGUUACAGGGGUGGGCGACGGGAUUUCAGGGACUAUUAGGCAAUAUUUCAAGACAGUGCUGGACCAAGAAGUUAUCAUUCUGUUUCUGGACAUGUGGGUAUUUUGACAGCAAAGUUCACAUUUCUGUUUCUGUCAAAAUACCCUCGUGUCUGAAAGUACUUUGUUGUCAUUGAAUUACUAAAUAAAACCUUUUGACAAAGCUGUUGUUAGUGGUCAUAAAUCAUGUAUUGUGAUGAAAGAAGCAUUGUGUCCCCUUCGAUAGUGUAUGUUUCAAAGUGGCAGCCAUUUUGAUUGUGGGUAUUAGUACAUAUUAUUAUGGUCAUAUUAUUAUGUAGAACGAGAACUAAUUUACAGUCAAAUCUUGUCACAACAAACCUCCAAUACUGGGGGGACUUCGUGACAGGUUUCAACUGUAAACCAUUGUGUGAAAUGUACACACUGCCACACAGUUGUGUUCAUCGGGGUUGAUAUAAGUACUUUAUACAUUAGCUGUGACUUGAUUGCCGUUGUUUAAUGAGUUGUCCUAAAUAAUGUGAUUUUUAUCUAAAUUCUUCUGGAUUGAAAUGUAUCUUUCACUUCAGUACUUUGUCAAAGCAGUCAUAUGUUGAUUGUAUUUUCCUUAUUACGAGAAUGUUUCUCCAUGUAGGUCAAGGUGUGUUAAUAAUGGUUAAGAGGGGCUGUGCUGAUGAUAAAGUUAGGUACAUUCAUGUAUACGAGGGAAUGUGGGGAUAUCAUAGUUGUAUCUCAUAAUUAGGAAAUAGCACAACAAGUAGGAUUUGUCGGCCUAGAAAAGUGAAAAGCGGUCAUUUUGGUAAGGAAUAUGUCCCAUAAUCAAUAUUGUCACAGUGGCAUAUUAUUGGUGUCAGAUUGUGUUUCUUCAUGCCGUUAAUUUUCCCAAUUGUUUGCUGACCGUAUGAUUACCUCAGGAAUAUCAUAAUUAUAUGUUCGCUGUGUUGAUGUGGCCCUUACAACGUCAUGAUAACUAUUUUCAGUUCUUGGUUGUCGAGUAGAGUUUGAGAGAUCUGCUAGAUUUGUGGUAAAAUGUCCUAAAUGUAACUUAGAUUUGUAUAACCCACUGUGUAAUGAAUGAGAGUCGGAAUCAGUACGAUAUAAAUAUAAUAACAAUUGGCUUAAAAAUCAGGAGAAAAUCUACUGAACUAAAAUGGCAGCUUUUUGGAUAAUGGAGGGGGAGAGUAGCUGUUGUUUAUUGUUUUAGAAUUUCCUUAUUUUAGGAUGGGGAUGAUUAGGUCAUUAUCUCAUUGUUGCAUUUCCUUCACUGUUAUAAUGUAAUGAUAUGUAAAUACCACUUUAAAUAGUCUAUUUGAGGCUUUCACUGAUGCAGAAAUCCAGGUGGCAUCUUAUAUUGUUAGUGGAUGCAACAUGAUUUCAAGGAGUCUUUGCUCGAACUGAAGGAAAUUAAAAAAUGGCGCACAAUUUUGGUAUGCAGGAAUUCAAGACAUACUUCUUCAGUUGAUUUCUGACUUGAACUAGUGGAUCAGUAAGGAUUAUCUAUAAAAGAUGACAACUAUUAACCUUCACAGUCAUGGUGCAUUCAAUGAUAUUUUACUUCUUUGUCAAAUGAUUCAAUAUUAUCCCAAAUUUGUAUUGACACUGAUAAAUGAAAAAGUGUUCAGGAACACAGAACUGGAAUAAAAUUGUAAAAUUCAACAAUGA